AUGGUGAGGCCGGGGCCCUUUGCAGUGGACGCUGUGGUAGAACGGCAGAAAAGGCUGCAGGAGUGCCUAGCCGCCAAGGGAAAACUGAAGAACCAAAAUCUAAAAGCCAAGAAUAAUUGUCCAAAUCCACCACCUUCUAAAUCUACUAUUAGACCCCAAAACGAUGUUACCAACCAUGCUGUUUUGCCUGUCAAAGCUGCAGGGCCUAUCAGCUCUAAACUCGAGUCCAGACCAGCUAAUAUAACAGGGUCCCAGAAGCCAAAGUUAGAGGCACUGACACUUGUGGACAGAAGUCUGACCACCAGAAGUGUUUCUUCUAACUAAUGUAAGCCUUCCAGCAAAAGUCGCCAGCAGCAGGAAGCUGGAUCAUCUGCUAAAGAAAAACUGUCAAGAAAGCUCAUGAGGUCAGCUGAUACACAGGGACUGACAACUAGAAAGCAGCAGAUAACAGGUCAGGCCAAUCCAAAACAUACAGAUUCUGUGGGUAACACCCAUAAAGAAAGCAAACCUUCGGAUGGCUUGCUCAUAAAGCGGAACAAAGAGAACAUGCCUCAAACCUUAUCAGAACCUAAAAAGCCAGAUCCUGUAUUAUGUAGCACAAACAAGACAAAGAUUAACUCCUAUAAUCAAAGCAAGAAUAAUUUGACUGUUAAACAAGUUUUGGGCAAAAGUUUGGAGAGUAAUGCUAUCCUGAAAGACAAGGUUAAUAAACAAUUUUUUAGAAAAACACAAAUAAAGACUCUCCCAGUAAAGUUACAGCCACCUUCUAGAGGAACAGAGCUUGCAAGACCAGAAAAGCCCCCAAGGACAGCUCCCUCUCACUUCAUUCAGACCCUUAGUAGGGCUCAAGCAUCAAAGAAACCAGUGGUCAAGAACAUGAAAGAUGUAAAGGUUAACAGGGGUAAAUAUGAACAUUCAAAAGUAACUAAGGCACAGUCAUACACUGAUAUACAGGAGAAAGUAAAACAUGCCAACCCCAGGCCUCACCCAAUUUCACUACAGGAAGGACCUACCAACCGACAUCCAAACAUCAAACAAGAUCAGAAGACCACACAACCUUGUUUUAGGUUCCAGACAAGUGCACUGCAAAAAUCAAAAUUCAUAAGACAGAGACCUAAUUUGACAACCAGCAACUUUAACUCAGUCAUUCCAACCACUCCUGGUAUAAGGGAAAAUAGAGCCAACAGCUUUCAACAAAGAGCACAGACUCUGGACCACAAGUUGAAAAAGACUUUUCCCCCAAAACAUUUCCUGAGCAAGACAGCUCCGAAAACUCAAGCUAAUAUUACAACCAGAAAUGGGAGAGGAGUCCCAAAAAGUACCCAAAUUAAUACCAAUAUUAAAAAGGUAACAGCAGAUGAUCGAAGAAAACAGCUAGAAGAAUGGCAGAAAUCUAAGGGGAAAAUCUAUAAGUGGCCCUCUGUAGAAAUUAAAACAAAAAAAGCCACAAAGAAAAUGAAUAUUUCAUUCUGGAAGAGCAUGGAAGAAGAAGAGGAAGAAAAAAAAGCAGAGUUGAACUUGUGCAGUAAGAUUGACAGCAUUCUGGCAGAGUCUCUGAGGCUCACUGAAGAGGGUGUACUUGCUGAUGAAAUAUUUGCCAUUUUGUCCAACACUCCCAAGGCUGAAAAAUUUACUGAAUUCUGGAUCUGCAAAGUGAAGCUAUUGGCAAGAAAAGGCACCUUUGAUGUCACUGGGCCGUACGAAGAGGCCAUUAAAAAUGGAGCAAAACCAAUACAAGCGUUACAGAAAGCUGUUCUGAACAUUUUGCAAGAUCAAAACAGAGCUACACAAGGAACUGCCUCUGACUCUUUAGUUGCUGCAACUGAUACCAGAUCAAUGGAAGAGCUGGCCAGGAAGAUGGAACCUGGGGAGUACUGUCUUCCUGCAGAGGACAAGGAUCAAGUUCCAGCAAUGCCCCAAAUACCUGAGGCAAGACAGGAUAAUCAUCCUGGUAUCAAGUUACAGAUCUCCUCCAUCUCUAGAGUAAGUGGGAGGCUGGAAGUACAAGACAUGAAGCUUAGCACUCCUGUGCAGUGUUUAGCAAGGACUGAGUGAGCUGUGUCCCAUUACCCAGAAGUACUGCAGGAGCACAACUUGGUGGUGGCUUCUCUUGCCGAACCAUUAGAAACGGAAGACACAAAGUGCUUUGUAUUCCAUAAAAAUGAAGCCUUGCCUGUAACAUUAGGGUUUCAACCCCCUGAAUCAUAA
This is a messenger RNA of Octodon degus (degu), 2208 nucleotides long. Its product is annotated as cytoskeleton-associated protein 2-like. The record is from RefSeq and is a predicted model, not a curated record. Gene Ontology annotation, cellular component: cytosol; mitotic spindle; centrosome. Lineage: Eukaryota; Metazoa; Chordata; Mammalia; Rodentia; Octodontidae.